UAAAGGCCGGAUUGUUCGCGUGUUGCGACUCAGCUAGCAGCUACCUAUAUACAGGUAGAUGAUUGCCGCAACGGCCACAUAAAGGCGUCUACAGUGCUGCACGCGUGCGCACUUAACUGCCGCCGCCGAUGAAGACAACAUGUUUUGCAUGGCAAUGUCACUGACAUCCUUGCGGACGAACAUACGUUCAUAGUCAACGUACGUAUACGUGCGGACAUACGUUUAUAGUCAGCGAGUAUUGAUGAGACACCAGCGUCACAUCAGCGUCAACGUGCCCGGACGCAGAAGCGACGGACUGCGCCUCGUCGGAAAAGCAGUGAGAGCGACCGAUGCAAACCAUACCCACGUCCGUCACGAGUGGCGCGAAGAAGCUUACGCGUCCAGCCGACACGACAAACGUUGCAUGUGUGCUACCGCUAACGCUCGUUCAGUGAUAUUCGCGUGCCCGUUGUUCAGCCUCGCGGCGUGACGUGUCGCACACGCGUGAACAGCAGUCGCAGGUCCACGUGAGACGAUUGCCGCGAUGAUGUCCCAAUGACAACGCACAGCGAUUGAAGUAAAUACGUCCAUAUACUAACCUAAUAAGUUUAUCAAGUAGCAUACGUGCGUAUAUCGUCUACGUGCAUAUCUACAUAUUCACUGUGUGCUAUUGUUGGCAGGCAAUCAACAGCCGUGGUGAAAGCGCGUGGAUUGGCAGGUUCUUUGUGGCUAAACCUGAAACAUUUCCUACGGAAUCUUAAUCUCAUCAUUGCCGACUAAUGUUCAAAUGUCAUAGAAUAUACGAAGAUUUCGACGAACACAAUAGAGCUGUUGUGUUGCGAGACGCGACCUGUCCUGUUUUCCGCCAUAACGAUCGUGUGUGCACGGGACUACGAUGUUGGAACGACAGUCACAUAUCAGGAAAUGUAUGAAAAAAGAUUUACAUCAAUUCAUGAUACGGCGCUGUGUUUAGCCGCACACGCGCGCCAGUACGCACGAACAUACAUCUAAUUAAAGAACGUGCUGACAGGUGGCGACAAGAGUCGCAUUGCAGAAAGCUGCUAUGCUGCGACUAACUUCGGAUUCCUGGUGAUCCUCACGUGAAUAGAGACGCGGCUCUGGAUACGGUAGCAGCAAUGAAGCCGGAUAAGACAUGUGUGUCGGCGGCUAGCGACACCUCGCACUCGUGGGGCGAGUGGACGCAGCAGCUUCAAGCCUACCUCACCUGGGUCAACUCGCAGCUACGAAAACACGAGAGUUCUCGGCAGGUGUGCGACCUGCGGACGGACAUGUGCAGCGGUGUCGCGCUGGCGCAUCUGGUCGAAGUGAUAGCUGGCGAGCCCGUGCUGGACAUCGACACGGACCCGGCGACGCGACCAGCGCAGCGGCAGAAUGUCGACAAGGUGCUGCAGUUCAUGUCGCAGAAGCGCGUCAAGAUGCACAAGAUCUCGUCGAAGGAGAUCGUCGACGGUAACCUGAAGGCGAUCAUGCGCACCGUGCUCGCGCUCGCCGCUCACUACAAGCCGCAGAGCAUCAAGGCCGCCAGGAGUCAGCCGCCGCGCGCCGGCUCCGAGGGCGUGCCGUCUGACGACAACGCACCGCACAGCGACGCCGACAGCGUGACGACGGCGACGAGCGACGAGCGCCGCUGCGAUCAGUCGUUCGCAGAGGGCGCGUCGUGUGCCAGCGCCGACCUGCAGUCGCUCUCCGCCGACGGCGGUUCGCUGUCCGGACGCCGCGCGGCGCUGCAGCGCAUCCACUGCGCGACGAUCGACGACCGGUCACUAGUCGGCGAGGUCGACGGCGAGAGUUCGCCCGGCUCGCCGAGUUACAACGGCAGUCGGCACAGCCCCGGAGAACUGUCGCCGACCAGUGUGCGCCUCAAGAUGCCGGCUCCGCUCGCCGGGUCGCGCAAGGGCGUCUGCUCUCGAGCGCCACUGGAGCCACUCGCUAACGGCACCGCUAAGCAAGGCGACGGCACGCAGCGUGAAGCUGACGACGCCGUCACGACGGCGGACAUGCUCUACGACGUCGCCUACGUGCAGCACGCGCUCGUGCAGCUUCGCUCGCUGCUCAUCACGGGCGACGGCGCGCAGGACACACCGCAGACGACGGCCGACGCUUCUUCUUCGUGCGCGCAGGUGGACACGCAGCGCAUGCACGCCGCGCUGUCGACGUCGCAUCAGCGGUGUGCGGACCUGGAGAGCGGCAACCGCGAGCUGCAAGCGCGCCUCGCAGAGAAAGAGGUCUUGUUCGGCGAGCUGAGACGAGACGUCGAGCGACUCGGCUUCGCUCAGCGCUACGUCGAGGAGGAUCGAAGCGAGUGGACGAAGGUCGUCGACGCGCUGAGCCAGCAGGUGGCGGCACUGCGCCGGGACGUAGCUCAGCGCGACAAGCUCGUGCAGUCGCAGCGCGCGCAGCUGAAGGACACGACGCGCGAGCUAGCCAUCGCUAACCAGGCGCGCGAGGAUAGCAAACUGAAACUCAGGGAGAGCGAGGAACAGAUGCGACCGCUGCAGUCGCACGUCAAGUCGCUGAGGACGCAGGUGCUCGUGCUGAAUCAGCCGGGCGGCCGCGCCGGCAGCUGGAACAGCGCCCCGCUGCACUUCCACAAUGGCGUCACGCAGCCGCAACUGCAGCUCCAUCUGCAGGAGCUGCGCGUCGUCAAAGACGCCAUCUGCACUCUACGCCUCGGGUUUUCGAACGCCGAUCCGCAGCAUCGCACCGUCGACGCGUUGGAGCAGAGCGUCGCCGCGAUCGUAGACAGACUGCGCGCGGCCGAGGACAAGAUCGCCGCCCUGGUGGCCACUACGUCGGCGGCGCGUCAACCCGCGUCAGGCUACGACGCCAACAUCUACGAGAACGUCUGCGAAGAGCUGCUGGACAGGCUGCCAGAGAGGGCGCCACCGGUGCCACCGCGAAACCUGCGCAGUCCGCCGGAUGAGAUCCGCCGACGCAUCGAGCUGCUCAGCAGCAGACGCGCGGCGGCAGCAGCAGCGGCAGCGUCAGUGUCGGCGCCAUCGUCAACGUCGACGAAAACGAACGACGGUGCCUCGUCGGGCAGGAUGCCUCCGACGCAGGAGUUAGCGUCGGCAGCGAGAGCGAUUCGCGAGUCGCGCUCGACGUCGCCGAUGCGCGUGCCGACGAAGAGGUCGCCACUGUCGAUGGCGACGCUACUAGGGAGCCUCGACGCAGGUCCGCCGCUGACGGAGCGGGUGACGUCGACGAAGAUUCUCUACUACACUGACGCGACGGUGACGCCGUUCAUGUGCGUCAUUCAGAAGCCGCUCGGCGACGUGACGCUGCGGGAUUUCAAGACGGUGUUCGUGCGUCCGGGCUGCUUUCGCUUCCACUUCAAGUCGCAGGACCCCGAGUUCGGUGCGGUGAAGGAGGAGGUGUGUGACGACGACGCGGCGCUGCCAGGCUGGGAGGGAAAAGUGAUCGCCUGGGUGGAGGAGGACUUCAACGAAACAGACGUGUGAGGACGGAGGAGUAAAGCUCUCCGGCCGCAAAACGGAUGGGGAAAUCCGCUAUUUAGUUUACGUAUAUCGAAACCCACGCGUGGGUUAACCUUAAUAUUUUGUUCUCUAUUGUUUAUUUAAACCUGCAGCACGCUUGCAGGUGCUUUGUAUACACACGCGUCACGAACUAUAGGUGAAUUUGUGUAAAUAACCUCAUUCGCUAAUCGACUCAUUCAACUAACUUGCAGAUAUGAUGACGUAAUGCUAUUUGUUGUGUCUCUAGCUGCGACUCUCGAUAUAUGUUAUAAUAUAACCGAUAGAGACGUAUAGCAUUCACCACAUAACAUCGAUAAACGUCAAUCUUCACUAUUAGUACGUAAUGCAUGCGUUGACUGAUGAGUUUAAUCAAAGUCUUCCGCAUACCUACGUCUAUAUAAAGCAAAGCUCCGCUGAGUAUAUGACACGCCUAAAAUUUAUUAUAUCAUUCUCACUAUAUAUAUAAAGUUAUAGCACGGGCAUAUUAUGUCUAUAUAUUUAUUUUAAUAGCUGUAUAAUAAUCGUUUUCGAGCGGUAUCGGAACAUUAAAAGAAGAAAAAAAGAAUGUACAAUUAAUCACAUUUGUAGGUACAAACAAA
Priapulus caudatus is the source of this 4075-nucleotide messenger RNA. Its product is annotated as dixin-like. Lineage: Eukaryota; Metazoa; Priapulida; Priapulimorpha; Priapulimorphida; Priapulidae. The transcript has 3 exons. The record is from RefSeq and is a predicted model, not a curated record. The coding region runs from base 1116 to 3461 and encodes 781 amino acids. Gene Ontology annotation, cellular component: cytosol. Gene Ontology annotation, molecular function: protein binding. Gene Ontology annotation, biological process: canonical Wnt signaling pathway.